AGUAUAUCUGCCCCCAAGGAGCUUACCAUCUAAAACCAAGAUCACUAUCAUCCAUGCUAGAAGAGAGCUCAUAUUUCACAUGCCUAGCUAGAAACCAGAAGAGAAGAGUAAUCCCUGAGGCUUCAAUUUUAUCAGUUGGGUUCUGUUUUCUUUAUUUUAAAAUGUAUGUAUAUAUCUGAAACAAAAAUGACAAGUAUUAAUAUAUGUUAAUUCUUCUUGAUUGGAUGCAUGCAUUUUUUAUACCAUGUAUAUUUUUAUAUGUAGGUUUUAAACUUUAAAACCUUGAGACUCCUUCCUUUUGGGGGUCUCAGAACAGUGGAAUCCCACUUCAGAAUGGGAAGGAUCCUGAAGAGUCCUUUGUCAAAGUCUGUGUGAAUUCCUGCUAAGAGAUCUUCCAGCCUCUGUUUGGAUAUUUUCCAUGUUGGGGAACUCACGGUGACCUGAGCUAACGAUUCCACUUUCUCUCAUUGUUAGAAGACCUCUUCCUUGCAUUAAGCCCAAGUCCAUAUACCUGGACCUUCCCCCACUUGGCUCCACUUCUAUCCUUUGAGGUGACUCACAACAGCUCUGCUCCCUCCUCUACAUGCAGCCCUACCAAUAUGAGAGGGCAAUCAUGACUCCUGACUUCUCUGUUCUUCGCUAUCCAGUCUACCAAAAAUCAAAAAGCACCAUGUACUGAGUAAAAGUCAGGAGCCCUCCCUUUGGUGCUAGAUUAAAUACCAUCAGAAGAGGUACUGAUGUGUUUCUUCCCUUUGGGCACCCAGAGAGAAGACAUCAAGAGCCUGUUGCCAUGCUUCUUAGACAGCUUAUGUGAAACUGAUGAGAAGAUCGUUUUAUUGGCCAUCCAGAUACUCCUGCACCUCGUCACCACAAUGGAUUUCACCACCCUGGCUGCCAUGAUGAGAACCUUGUUCUCCUUAUUUGGUGAUGUGAGACCUAAUGUUCAUCGUUUCUCCAUGACCCUCUUUGGAGCUUCCAUAAAGUCUGUGAAAUACACAGAUAAGAAGGGUGUAGAGAACCAAGUCCUGGACAGCUUGGUCCCACUGCUUCUGUAUUCUCAGGAUGAAAAUGAUGCAGUAGCUGAGGAAAGCAGGCGAGUCCUAACUAUAUGUGCCCAGUUCCUGAAGUGGAAGCUACCUCAAGAGGUGUACUGCAAAGAUCCCUGGUACAGCAAACCUAGCGAAGUUGGAACAAUCUGCAAAUUCUUUGGAAAAAAAUGCAAGGGGAAAGUUAACAUCCUAGCCCAAGCAUUGAUGUACUCAAAAAAUGCAAAACUUCCCAUCAGAAGAGCAGCUGCCCUAUUUGUAGGGCUCCUAUCAAAAUACACAGAUCAUGAUGAGCUCAGGAUGAAGGGUACUGACUGGAUAGAGGAUGAUCUGCGAGAUCUCCUGCAUGACUCUGAGCCAUCUGUGCGCAUCAUCGCCUCCCAGGCUCUGUUCCGAGUUCAGAAGGUGGCAGCUGACCCAGAACCCAGGCGGACAGUUUGCAGGUUGAGGAAGCUCUUGGGCUGCCUCCCUACGUAGGAUGCAAGGCAAGCAACAUCAGAGAGAAUCAUCCAUUUAGAGUCAGAGGACUGCUCUUUAUUGAACCACCUCAGCAAUUUGAGAAGGACUGAAGAAGUACUUAUUAACAAGCCUAUUUAUUCCAAAUAUCUCCAUGAUUUUUAUACAAGGCUGUCCUCAGAGAUAUGUUUAUGUUUUUAUGAAAUGUUUUAAAUAUUCAAAGCAAACAUUUCUGGACAUUUAAU
This is a messenger RNA of Choloepus didactylus (southern two-toed sloth), 1747 nucleotides long. RefSeq names its product maestro heat-like repeat-containing protein family member 7. The transcript has 7 exons. Gene Ontology annotation, cellular component: cytoplasm. Bases 738 to 1523 code for a protein of 261 amino acids. NCBI's taxonomy places the organism in Eukaryota, Metazoa, Chordata, Mammalia, Pilosa, Megalonychidae. The record is from RefSeq and is a predicted model, not a curated record.